Messenger RNA from Priapulus caudatus, 2638 nucleotides. RefSeq lists its product as uncharacterized. Lineage: Eukaryota; Metazoa; Priapulida; Priapulimorpha; Priapulimorphida; Priapulidae. Gene Ontology annotation, cellular component: cytoplasm. The record is from RefSeq and is a predicted model, not a curated record. Gene Ontology annotation, biological process: protein dephosphorylation; negative regulation of MAPK cascade. Bases 153 to 1376 code for a protein of 407 amino acids. The transcript is spliced from 4 exons. Gene Ontology annotation, molecular function: protein tyrosine/threonine phosphatase activity; MAP kinase tyrosine/serine/threonine phosphatase activity.
UAGAGAGAAAGAGAGAGAGAGAGAGCAGAUCGGACAAGCAAGGACGAGCUAGCGAUCACCAGCAAGCUUCUGUGGCAAUAGUCGCAGGAAGGCGUUGUCACUCGCUCAUCUGCGCAUGGCCCUACUACCGCCAGGUUAACGCACCACGUGAAAUGUUUACCAACAUGGCCGAGCUCGACACUGCUUCGAUCAAGGUCACGUUCGACUGCGAGGCGUCCGGCACGGUGGCAAUACCCGUGGCGAAGAAGAAGAUACAGAAGCAGAAAACAAUCUCAUUCCUCGUCCAGACCUCUCUGCAGAACACCCUCGGCUUGAAUAACAUGCAACUCGACUUUGUGAGUACUCAGUGGAAGAGCUGCCCGAACUUAACACAGAGUCGUUGCGAGGCGCAAGAUAGCAGACAGAGGGUACGCCUCGCGGCGUCGUUCUCCUGGAAUCCCAUGCAGAGCGGCCAGACAUGCGCGCCGUAUUCGAGUCAGUACAUCGGUAAGGUUCCCGUGCCAGACCUGCUAGACAGCUUUAUAACGGCGAGAACACGGACCGGCACAGCUCAGAGCGACUACUGCAGCAGCGCACCGUACGCCGGAAUGUUGUCUUCAUCUCCGACAGAUGGCACGCCAGGUCUCUCAGUGCCAGAAACGGAAACAACACGACAUAUCACACCAUCAGGGCACGAUGGUUGGAACGACCGAAUAAACAGUCAUACCUCGGCCUAUAAUAGACUUUCCUUGCCGUUAGAUGGCGUAGCAGUUAACAAAGUCAAAGCUUCCCACGCGACCUUUGAAGACAUGUCGGAGAAAAAAUAUCAGGAACUCACAAAGAAGACCUUCUAUCGCGACGAGUGCUGCUCGCAAGUUCUCGACUUCCUCUUCAUCGGCAACAUCGAGGCCGCUUACAACGAGCACCUACUCUGCAAGAGGGUCAUCGAGAGCAUUGUCGAUAUGUCCAACCUCGAGCCGCACCAGAUCCCGCGACACCGCAAGAGCGACUGUCCGUGCACCUGCCCGCUGGAGACGUCUCACCCGCGCGCGAGGCUCUGGCUCGGCGUCGACGACCACGAGCGUAGCGACGUGAUGCCCUACUUCGAAGACAUCUCCGUCUUCAUCGAGGCGGCGCGCCGUAAGGACAAGAACGUGCUCGUGCACAGCCUCGACGGCAAGUCACGCGCAGUCUGCGGCGUCAUACAGUACCUGAUGAAGUACCAUGAUAUGAAUCUGCGGCGCGCCUACACGCUGCUCAAGCGCCGCUGGCCGCUCAUCAACAUGAACAGAGGCUUCCAGCGCACGCUAGAGGUGUGGGAGCGCCGGCUGCUGCCCGGAGUGCCUCCGUCGAUGCUAUUCGGCGAGGAGAACAACAGUCAGAAGGCGUGGCAAUGACACGAUAGUAAGAAAAUAGCAUCUCGAUCUCAGAUGCUGUUGCAUCUCUAGUCGCUCUCGUUGCGAUGACUGCUGGAGAGGGUGAUAUGUGAAAAAUGCGUUCGUCUUCGAAACAUUUUUCUUUCUACGAGCUGAAUGUUUACGUAUUUUAUCGUGCGAUUUCUUCGCUGGCCUACAGCCCAGCGAAGCGUGAAUCGAGCGUGAAUAUGAGCGUGAAUCGAAUUAGCGUGUGUUUAGCAUUCAAAAUCGCAUUUUCUGGAUGAAAAGCCGCCAUAAACCUUUGUAUAAACACAACAAUUUCGCUACUACUUUUACCGCCAUUACACUUUUACUACCAACACUGUAUUUACUACCUUUACAGACUACCAUUGACAUUACCACGUAAAAUUUCUCAAAAACGAUACGUUUAGGACAAACAAGUCUUGUGAAGUGAUGAAUGUAGUUAUCAAAAUUUAAAUAAACCGCCAUGUCUGUCUGUUCAAAAUUUACUUGAGCAUGCGCAGAUGGCACAGCAACAGUGUCACUGGAGGAUCAGAUUAGUGCACGUACACUAAUCUGUGAUUAUACUUUGUGCAACAACGAAAUUUAAAUUUAGUUUGCAAGCUGGAUAGUAAAGGCCCAUUCAGAAAAUUAACAAAUUGAUUUUACUUAACAGAUUUUGGCAUAGUGAUACGAAUUUCGGCUUAUUUACAUAUUAUUUUGUAUGCAAGAGAUGCGCACAGAUAAGUAGGCAGAGAUAUCGAGUCACUGUAAAAAUAUUACUCCACACAAAAACAUGCAUGGCAUGCUUUUCCUGAUGUAAACAUUGGAAUACAAGGUUUGAACAAGACAGCUUUUGUGUGGAGUCUAUCUAAAAAAAACAUUUUUGAACACAAAAUGAAUACUACUUUUAAUAGAUACAUUGACGGAUUUUGGAGGGAAACGCAUAUAAUAAUAAAUAAUAUAAACGAAAGCUAUACGCAAUAGAUUUCGGCUGAACAAAUAGUAUUUUUGUAUAGAUCACGUUCAAUGAGGCUUGAGGCGUGAGGGGUCAGAGCGAUGACGUUGUAAGCCAGGUCGAUAUGAUACAAUACAGCUAAAGCGCCCAUUUCCAUAACGACAAGCUCAUCGGGACUUGUGAGACAAACAAUGAUAUCCGCUAGGAGGCGCGUCAAACUGUCAAAUGAAAGUCACCUAACUUGGCUUGAACGGGUAUGUGAACUUUCAGAUUUUAACGUAUCAUGAUCGAUCAUUGGUGCGAUAUGGUAGUCGCCUUCAUGAUA